Messenger RNA from Passer domesticus (house sparrow), 2095 nucleotides. RefSeq names its product sulfatase modifying factor 1 (gene SUMF1). Gene Ontology annotation, cellular component: endoplasmic reticulum. The record is from RefSeq and is a predicted model, not a curated record. The transcript has 9 exons. The coding region runs from base 31 to 1080 and encodes 349 amino acids. NCBI's taxonomy places the organism in Eukaryota, Metazoa, Chordata, Aves, Passeriformes, Passeridae.
CCGCGCGCGGCACGUGGCCCCGCCGCCAACAUGGCCGCGCCCAGCCGGGCCCGGCGCUGCCUGCUGCCGCUGCUGCUGCUGGCGGUGGGAACGGGAACGGCCGCAGCGACCCCCGGCACCGCGGGCUGCGGCUGCAGCGCCGGCCGGGCCCCCAGCGACGGGCGGGAGGCGGCGGCGCGGCGCUACUCGGCGGCGGCGGGCAGCGGGCGGAGCGCCGGGCGCGGGCCGAUGGUGCUGAUCCCAGGAGGGGUGUUCACCAUGGGCACCCAGGAGCCUCAGAUCCAGCAGGAUGGAGAGGGCCCUGCCCGCAGAGUGCACCUGGGCAGCUUCUACAUGGACCAGUACGAGGUCAGCAACCUGGACUUCGAGAGCUUUGUCAACUCCACGGGCUACGUCACCGAGGCAGAGAAGUUUGGUGACUCUUUUGUGUUUGAGGGGCUGCUGAGCGAGGCAGUGAAGGCUGACAUCCACCAAGCAGUGGCAGCUGCUCCCUGGUGGUUGCCUGUGAAAGGAGCCAGCUGGAGGCACCCUGAGGGCCCUGACUCCAACAUCUCCAGCAGAAUGGACCAUCCAGUCCUUCAUGUUUCCUGGAAUGAUGCCGUGGCCUUCUGCACGUGGGCAGGGAAGCGGCUGCCGACGGAGGCUGAGUGGGAGUACAGCUGCAGAGGGGGCCUGGAAAACAGGCUUUUCCCAUGGGGUAACAAACUGCAGCCCAAAGGGCAGCACUAUGCCAAUAUCUGGCAGGGAGAAUUCCCCACCAACAACACAGCAGAGGAUGGCUACAAGGGGACUGCACCUGUCUCUGCCUUUCCCCCCAAUGCUUACGGCCUCUACAACAUGGUGGGCAACGCCUGGGAGUGGACAUCAGACUGGUGGGCUGUGCUCCACUCCCCCCAGGAGCUCCACAACCCUCAAGGGCCGUCCUCGGGCACGGACAGAGUGAAGAAGGGUGGAUCCUACAUGUGCCAUAAGUCCUACUGCUACAGGUACCGCUGUGCAGCUCGGAGCCAGAACACCCCCGACAGCUCCGCGUCCAACCUGGGCUUCCGCUGCGCCGCGGCCGCGCCGGGGCCGCGCUGAGCCCCGCUCCAGGGCACGGCCUGCCAGGGAGGGCUGCCUGCCACCCCGGGGAGCAAACGUGAGCAGCUGUGCCCCUUGCUGAUGGCACGCGAUGGAAAAACCUUGCUGCGAGUUCCUGCUGAGGGAAGAAGAACCAGCACGACUCGAGAGCGCUUGGAGAGCCUUUGUGUUCAUGAGCAAUCUGGCCUGGGUGUUUUGGAUUCAGCUGGAACAAAACUGAGCAGAAACAUGCCAAUCAUGGUUUCAAAGAUUACUCAAUCCCAGAAUUAGGCUGGAAAAAACCUCCAGAAUUCUUUAGUUCAGGCCUUGACUGAUGACCACCCUGUCAACUGCAACAGCUCCUCUUUAGAGAGGAUCUUUAUGAAUUAAUUUUAUUUAUUUAAUCAUGGUUUCAAAGAUUACUUAAUCCCAGAAUUAGGCUGGAAAAAACCUCCAGAAUUCUUGAGUUCAGCCCUUGACUGAUCACUACCAUGUCAACUACAACAGCUCCUCUUUAGAGAGGAUCUUUAUGAAUUAGUUUUAUUUAUGUAGAGCUUCUACACUCAAAUGCAAUAAGCAAAGACUUUAUAAAAUCCUAGACAGCUUUAAAAGAAAUUCUAGGCAGUUAGGAAAUUCUAGGCAGCUUUGAGAGACAAUGAAGGAGUGAAGAAUGAGGGCUGGGAGAUGACAGCUCUCCCCACAGGCAGCUUGCCCUUUGUUACAUUCCACUUGCAGUGAAAAUCAUGGCCAGAAAUGGCUUCUCCUGGGGAGAUAUUUGCUGCUCUUUAGGAAGUGCCUUCUGCAGCUGAGGGAGAUGAUCCUCAGGGUGAUGAUCAUUAGAAAUCUUGUACAUAUUUGAAUAAAAUAUCAAGCAUUUGUUUAUACCAAAGACUUUUAUUGAUGGAAAAACACAAUUUCCUUUGAAUUUCUUGGACACAGUGUAGGCUUAUUUUAGGGACUUGGAAAAUGCAGUACUGGCCUCAUUAGAAACUGAAGCUAAUGAAUGAUUCCACUUGAAUAAAAGUCAUGGAAGUGA